Anoplophora glabripennis (Asian longhorned beetle) is the source of this 1938-nucleotide messenger RNA. Its product is annotated as zinc finger MYM-type protein 1-like. NCBI's taxonomy places the organism in Eukaryota, Metazoa, Arthropoda, Insecta, Coleoptera, Cerambycidae. The record is from RefSeq and is a predicted model, not a curated record. Bases 1 to 1938 code for a protein of 645 amino acids. The transcript is spliced from 2 exons.
AUGAGUUUAAUUGAAUGGUUAAAACGUGGAGAUAAGCGGAGACGUUUAGAUUCGCCAGUCAGGUCGAAUGCGUGUGAAGAUGUCAAUCCAACAUCGUCUGCUGCAACAGUUGCAAUAGAAGCAGUGGAUGAGAACUCUGACCAAUCAAAUACUGAGGACAAUGCUAUUAGGCCGCCAAAACUACCGUCUCAAAAAAUAGGAAAGAAAACUCGUUGUUUCCAAGAACAUUGGCGUAAAGAAUUUCCAUGGAUCGUUCAGAAAGAAGGAGUUGGAGUACUCUGCAAAAUUUGCAUGGAAUCGACAGGUAAAAUAGACGAGCUGAAAAAUUCAUUUUAUAAGACGGGUUUUUCUUCGUGGCACAAAGCCUUAGAAAAAUUUAGAGCUCACGAAAGACAUAAAGACCAUGUAUUUGCUCUAGCAAAUAAAAUACACGCAGGAAAAAGCCUUCCUAUUGAAGCUCAGUUGAGUUCGCAGAUAGCUUCAGACCAAGAAAAAGCACGAAAUGGUCUUAUUCAAAUUUUCUCUGCUGUUAAAUAUUUGGCUAGACAAAAUCUGGCAAUAAGAGGGCAUGAAGAUAGCGAAAGCAACAGUAUUCAGUUGCUCGAUGUUUUGAAGGCUCAAAAUUUAGAUUUGAAAGAAUGGCUUAAUAAGAAAAAAUCGUGGACAAGUUGGAAAAUUCAAAAUGAAAUUCUCGAUCUCAUGAGUAGGAAAAUUCUAGAGAAGCUUUGCCAAGAAAUACGAGAAUCAGAAUGCUUCGCUUUGAUUGUGGAUGGUACACAGGAUAUCUCUGGUACAGACCAACACUCUAUCUGCAUACGAUUUACUGAUGAGCAUCUACAAGCGCGAGAAGAAUUUUUAGGGUUCUACGAAGUAAAAGAGACGACUGGCCAAGAGAUUGUCGAUGUCAUUUUAAAAGUUUUAAAAAAACUUGAACUUCCGACAGAUAGUUUACGUUGGCAAACGUAUGAUGGUGCAGCAAAUAUGUCCGGCAUUUAUAAAGCCGUUCAAGCAAUUAUAAAAGAGUCGCAGCCUCUCUCUGAUUACGUCCACUCCACUGCGCAUGCCUCUAAUUUAGCUGCACAGACAGUAGCCAGUAGCAGUCCCUUAUCGUCAUCGGCGUUAGAUGCAGUUAAUGAAUUGGGAAAUUUGGUCUCGAGAAGUGGCAAGUUAAAAACUAUUAUGAAAGAUAUUACAUCUUCUUCAAGUGAUCCACAACUUAAAUUAAUUAAACCGUUAUGUCCGACACGUUGGCUGGCGAGAGUAAAUCCAGCCUGCGCUACACUAUCACAGCUUCAAGUUGUUCUUGAUUCUCUCGAAGCAAUAAAAAAAGACAAUGUGACGGCAGCAGGAUUAAUUGAAAAAUUAACAAAAGGAAACACUGUACUUGGAUUAUUGAUGUCUAUUGAUAUUUUUUCACAAUUGGAAAUUUUAAAUAAGACGUUGCAGGGCAAGUAUGAGACCGUUUCAGGGGCACUCAAAGCUACAGAGUUAGUUAUUAAGGGCUUGGAAGAAAAACGCACAGAUACAUCAUUCCAAAAAAUUUUCUCAGAUGCGGAUAAAUUGAUCGAGGAUUUGAAUUUAGAACCCAUAUCACAGCCUAGACAACGCUGCCCACCUAAACGACUGACAGGAAAUGCAGAAAAUUAUUUUGAUUCGUCACCUAUUGAGUAUUAUAAAAGGCAGUAUUUUUCUAUGAUUGACACUACGACGACACAACUGAAAGAUAGAAUUUAUCAAAAAGGAAUGGAUCAUCUAAUUUGCCUUGAGAAGGUUCUUUUAAGCGGGGAGGUUGAUGAUUCUAUAAAACGCUAUAAAGAAUUCAAUCAUGAUAAAUUAAAAAUACAAUUAAAACUAUUCAAGACACAAUUUGAAUAUAAAACAUUGAAGGAAGCUACAGAGAAAAUGAGAGAAGCAACGAUAGAAGUAAGUAAUCUUUAA